Molecule: messenger RNA, 1758 nt
Organism: Fonsecaea erecta
Lineage: Eukaryota; Fungi; Ascomycota; Eurotiomycetes; Chaetothyriales; Herpotrichiellaceae
Exons: 1
Coding region: 1-1758 (585 amino acids)
Biological process (GO): transmembrane transport
Molecular function (GO): transmembrane transporter activity
Source: RefSeq, a predicted model, not a curated record
AUGGCAACCGCUCCAACCUCUCAAAGCUCGGCCUCGACGUCCACAAGCGAUCUCCACAAACCCCCGUUGCCGGUCAUUGAGGAUGAGAAGCGAUACGAAGAGAAAGAUAUCCCCGUCCGACAGAACUCCAGCCCCCCUCAAUCCAUUGCAGUUGAAAAAGCUGUUCUCGAGAAAAAUGUCGAGGACGAGGAGCUGGGGCGUGAAAUCUCUCGGAUCGACACGUCCGACUACCCCUCUGCCUUCCCUCUGGCCAUGAUCGUUGUGGCACUUGCUUGCAGUAUCUUCCUCGUGGCACUGGACAUGACCAUUGUGGCCACGGCCAUCCCUCGAAUCACUGAUCAAUUCCAUUCCCUAGAUCAAGUCGGCUGGUAUGGCAGUGGUUUCUUCUUGACCAUUGGCUCCUUCCAGGCGACAUGGGGCAAGUUGUACAAGUACUUCCCUCUCAAGAUCUCGUAUCUGGCAAGCAUCUUCAUCUUCGAAUUGGGGUCCCUCAUCUGUGGUGUCGCCAACAGUUCCACCACUUUGAUCGUGGGAAGAGCUAUCGCAGGCAUGGGCGGAGCAGGUAUCGCAUCAGGCUCAUACACCAUCAUUGCCUUCUCCGCUCCACCCAAGCAACGCCCUGCUUUCACCGGUGUCAUGGGUGCCACCUUCGGCGUUGCAUCUGUCAUCGGCCCCCUUCUGGGUGGUGUCUUCACGGACAACCUUACCUGGAGAUGGUGCUUCUAUAUCAACCUGCCCAUCGGCGGCGUCGCUGCGGCCAUUAUCCUUGCGUUUUUCCGCACUCCCAAAGCUGCCCGCCCUCAAGCCGCUCCUUUGAAAGAGAAACUGCUACAAAUGGAUUUCCCUGGGACAUUCACUCUCAUGGCCGCGAUCGUCUGCUACCUGCUCGCCAUGCAGUGGGGUGGAGCGACGAAGCCGUGGUCAUCUGGCUCUGUCAUCGCCGUUCUGGUUCUCUUCGGCGUCCUCCUCAUUGUCUUUGUGGCCAUCGAGUACUACUCCGGCGACCGUGCCUUGCUUCAGCCCCGCCUGCUCAAAGACCGAACCAUUGGCGCCAUGUCCGCCUACAUCUUUACCGUGGCAGGAUCCUUCUUCGUCCUCUUGUACUACCUGCCCAUCUACUUCCAAGCCACACGCGGCAUCUCCGCCGCCAAGUCUGGCAUCGACAAUCUCCCGCUGGUGCUUGGUGCCUCACUCCUGACAGUCUUCUCUGGCGGCCUUCUCACGGUAUGGGGCCAAUAUAUCCCUCUCAUGGCACUCGGAUCAAUCCUCGCCUCGGUCGGUUCAGGCAUGAUCUACACUCUGGAAAUCCACUCUGGAUCCAGCAAAUGGAUCGGAUACCAAGCCCUCGUUGGCAUCGGACUGGGACUGAUUUUCCAGAUCCCCGUGAUCGUGGGUCAGGCGAUCGUCAAGCCCUCGGACCUCAGCUCCGUGUCCGCCAUCAUCCUGUUCUUCCAGACCAUCGGCGGCGCCGUGUUCAUCUCGGCCGCGCAGGCCGGCUUCACCAACAAGAUGCUCCACGAACUGCCCAUCAAGGCGCCGCGCGUGGAUGCAGCCCUGGUGCUGGCGACCGGUGCCACCGACCUGAGAAAGGUGUUUGACGCGAGUGACAUCCCCGGGAUCCUCGCCGCGUACAUGGAUGGCUUACGCGUGCCGUUUGCGAUCUGUAUCGCGUGUGCGUGUCUUACCUUCUUCCUGAGCUUUGCGCCCAAAUGGGAGAGCAUCAAGGGCAAGGUGCGACUGGACGGGGGUGCAGCGUGA